This is a messenger RNA of Petromyzon marinus (sea lamprey), 6148 nucleotides long. RefSeq names its product DCN1-like protein 1. Gene Ontology annotation, biological process: protein neddylation. Gene Ontology annotation, molecular function: ubiquitin conjugating enzyme binding; cullin family protein binding; ubiquitin-like protein binding. NCBI's taxonomy places the organism in Eukaryota, Metazoa, Chordata, Hyperoartia, Petromyzontiformes, Petromyzontidae. The record is from RefSeq and is a predicted model, not a curated record. Gene Ontology annotation, cellular component: ubiquitin ligase complex.
GCGGAGGGUAGAGGAGGAGGAGGCGGAGGGUAGAGAAGGAGGCGGAGGGUAGAGGCGAGCUCUGCGCAUGUGCGUCCGUGCGGCUUGGGGGGGGGUGAGAGACAGCCGCGUCCGCCGCGUCCCGCCAUGUACAAGCUCAAGUCGACUCAGAAGGAGAAAGUGCGUCAGUUCAUGGCGUUCACGCAAACGAGUGAAAAAACGGCCAUCGCCUGCCUCGCGCACAACGACUGGAAGCUGGAGCUGGCCAUCGACAACUACUUCCAGAACCCCGACGUCUACUACAAGGACAGCGUCAAGAGCUCCGUGGACAGGAAGCGACUGGAGCAGCUCUACAACCGCUACAAAGACCCGACGGACGAGGAGAAGAUCGGCAUCGAUGGCGUGCAGCAGUUCUGCGAGGACCUGCGCCUGGACCCGGCGAGCAUCAGCGUCCUCGUGGUGGCGUGGAAGCUGCGAGCGGCCACACAAUGCGAGUUCUCCAAGAAGGAGUUCCUCGAGGGCAUGACGGAGCUGGGGUGCGACAGCGCGGAGAAGCUGAAAGCGCUGCUGCCGCGGCUGGAGCAGGAGCUUCGAGACCAGGUCCGGUUCAAGGAUUUCUAUCAGUUCACCUUCAACUUCGCCAAGAACCCCGGGCAGAAGAGCCUCGAUCUCGACAUGGCGAUCGCGUACUGGAAUUUAAUACUCGCCGGCAAGUUCAAAUUUCUCGACUUGUGGAACAAAUUUUUGCUCGAACAUCACAAGCGCGCCAUCUCACGGGACACGUGGAACCUGCUGCUUGACUUCAGCAACAUGAUCGCAGACGACAUGUCCAACUACGACGAGGAAGGAGCCUGGCCCGUUCUCAUCGACGACUUUGUAGAGUACGCGCGGCCCGUGGUCUCAAAACCGCGGCGUACCAUGUUUUGAGUUUUGGCGUAAAAUGACAGCCCUCUUCUGGCGAAGAGUCGGAUAGCCGAGAGAAAGAGUGGGGUGGUGGGGGGGGGGGGAACAGGAGAAUUUGUUUUACGUCUGUUUUUAAAUUACAGCACAAAACACAAAAAAAAGAGAGAAUUGUAUUUCAUAAAAUAUCAAGAAUUGCCAAUAUUGUGUGCAUAUGAUAAUUAAAAAACAGAGAUAGUUUAGUUUCUACCAAGAGUCUAACAACGACGAGGGGGGGGAGGGGUGGUUUUGGGGCGGCGUUGGACCGAGAGUUGGUUUUGAAUUUGCGCAUAACGCGCGUGGCCCUCGUGCCGGGACCGCGAGCACGAGGAUCGAGCUGGGCCGCCGGCGCCUACGGCUCACCCGGCCGGAGGCUCGCCAUCCCCCAGAUCACCGCUGCCGCUAGGGACAAGCAGCUCCCACACAAAAAAAGCUCUAUCGUUUAUUUCAAGGCGACGUUGAAAAUCGCCCGCCAAUGUAUCGAUCGCGAGUUACUUUUUUUUUGUUUUUGCCAUGGAUGAAAUAGCCCGAUAUUCGAGUUUGUUUUAAAGAAAUCGUCCGAGAGAUAAAUCAUGUUACCCCGCGAGAUUCGUGUUGUCGCAAUCGAGGUUCGCCUGCCUGGCGAAAUCUAACGUCGAAAAGUGCGGGUAAAUCACGAGUUGGAAACAAACGCUUCACUGGACGUCCGGAGACUUAGGGCCGCGACACCGCCCGGCGCCGUGGCGAACAUCUCGUGGGACGACCCUUGCCUCCGAUAACGACCUUUGGAGUCGAAUCCAUCUUCCAGGGUCCAACUGUGAAAGCCGUAACGCUCGUGCGACAAGAGGCCCUCCAAACGAGCGGAGAGUUGCAGCGCGUUCUCCACGAUACGAUCAGUCGUUUAAGCUUGAGCCGGUUUUACCUGCGGCGGGAUGAACUUCUCGCGAGCACGUGCAGCCGCCAUCCUUUUUGCUGUCCCCCCCCCCGUUCGCCACGUAAAUGCGGCAGGGUCGUGGGGUCGUUCUGACCCGAGCUCCCACCCACGCCCGUCCACCUUCUCAUUUCAUCUUCCACGCUGUCGCAAGCGUCCAUCCGCCCUCCUCGCCCCUGGCAGUGACACGUGUGUGCGCGUGGUCUCCCGCUUCGCGACAUCGGCCGCACGGACCGGGCCAGACAUUCGGGAUUUGCUCUGUGCGUCCGCGCUGCUUCGAGGGGGUGCGAGAGCGAUCGUCUCGGACUGCAGCGCGAGGUGGAGCGGCUCGGCUCGGCUCGGCUGCGAACCCGGGAGGGUAAACGAGACUCUGUCCCGUGAAUUCUUCGACAGAGAGAAAGCGCACUGAUUGCAGUUGCUCACUUAGGCCGAAGUCUUGUCGCCGUGGCACAGAUCCGUUGACCGUUUGUAUUUCAAAGCUCGUUUGAAUUCCCUUAUUAAACAACAACAGAGAAGGCGACCGUUGCCAGGACCGCCGAGAGGUUCCUGGAGGCCCGGGUAGAAUGCCACGUCGGGGGAGCCAGCCCCCUUGUUGGUUGGCGUGAACGAAAGAGGCCCGUUGUGGGGCCUUCUUUGGUGCGAGGCCCGGGGGAACGUCGCCCCAUUUGCCCGCCCCUCCUCCUCUAGGCUGGGCCUCCCUGACGAUAUCAACCAACGUUUAAGUGGCGGUGCUCGAGAGGGGCGGGAGCAAUUCAAUGGCCAAUUCUCCACCAAUCGUGAAGCCUGCGGUGUGCGAGACAUUUACAUUGGGUUGACAUUGCGUGUAUAUACAUUAACUUAACAGACAAACAAACGAAAAAAACUGUUCGCAAAAAAAUGCUUGUGGCAACAAAGAUGACUGCUGUGUGAAGAUGAUGUACAGUUUGUGGAGUGAGAUGACCGAUUAUGUAAAUGGAUCUUACGGGAGCCAAGUGUCUGGGACAGCACUGGCGUCGCGGGGAGCGGUGUACGACGUGCCGGCGUGGCGAGGGAUUGGCGGCGCAAGGGGCUUACUCUGUGCACUUUCCAUUAAAGAGUGUUGCGAACCUGUGAGGAGCCAUCGCUGAGCACUCGCCUGCACAUCGGGGUCAGUCCAUGAGUCCAGGCCAGAGAUUUGUAUCCCUCGCGAGGCUGCGAGGUGCCCCAGGGCAUUGCAGCACAAUAAUGGAUUCAAUCCACAGAUGGGAUCCAGUGCUUUGCGUCUGCCUGUGGAUUGAAUAUAAUGUGCGGGAGCUCUGACAUUUCACGUCCCUUGUUAUGCGUGGUUUCCACCAGGUACUCCCGAUUUCCUCCCGCAUACCGCUCGCAAAUGGAAUUGGCCAAAUUUCCAAACGCAGGACCAUCCUGAAAACGUCUUUGAGACCUUCAUUAGCAAUUCAAGGGCAUUAUUAUUGGCCCUGCAGGCCCCUAUGACAACCUGUUUGUGAAUGGUAGUAACCCAUCCAAGCACUGUGCAGGCUGAACUCUGCUUAACGUCCAAGAUCUCGCAAAGAUUGGGUUGCAUUCUGCAUUGCGGAAUCACGCAGUGGGCGUUGCGGCAAAUCACGAGUUGUACUGUCCCUCUAUGCAGCACACCUUCACCAACCCCCGUUGACAAACGUGGUGAAGGUCAAAUAACUCGCAUGACGUGCACGGCAUGGGGAGGGCCUCAUCCAGCAGUGGAUCUACUCACAAAACGGGCUGUACCGCUACCUGCAUCACUACCGGUGCCACCAUAAUUUCUAAAAAAAAAAAACCUGCAUUUGUUUCCGUGCGCAAAGUAAACCUGAUGAAAGGCACGUUUUGGAAAGUUACAUCGCGUUGAUAUUUCUUCGCCAAGGCACGCUGAUGGAGUUCCACCGACGCGCGGGUCGACCCCGCGGCGGUACCAAGUCCAGCAUUGGCUCUGGCCCGUGGACUUUCGUCGGCAGGAGGGAGGGCACCGAGCCGCACUCGUCGGGCUCGCCGCGCUCCGUCUUGACCACGCGGAAACGCGGCUCUGCCGCCCCUUAACCCCCCCCCCGUCACCUGUGGGCCUGUUGCCUACCAAACAUCGGAGUGAGGACUUCCCACUUGCAUUUGUGCAAAGGGUAAACACCACCGAAGGCAUUUCGUGGUGGUGGUGGGGGGGGGGGGGAUGGGCUUCGCGCCAGAUCCGAAAGUCCUUUAAUAUCGUCAUUUGUAUUGAUUUGUCAUCGCAGCUUCGGUGCGAUGACCGCGAACAUCACUGUCAUUGUAAUUGACCCCAUGUCUGGCGAGCGUGGCCCAGCACUUGCAAACAGCUGUAUUUAUAGCUCAGCCUCGACUUAGAUUCUUGGUGGCCCGGACGCACGGGAGGUGGCUUUGUUCACCGAGUGUACAGUCGUAACAACGCGUCCAUUGAUUAAUAAUAAUUUUAAAAAAUCCGUUUUUGUGCCCGCGAUGCGGUGCGUCGCCCGCGAUGCGGUGCGUCGCGUCGCCCGCAUGGGAAUCGACUUAAUCAAAUGUACGUGAAUUGUGCACAAGCUCUCAUUUGGGCUACCCAUGACGCGCAACAACAACAACAACAACAAAAAUGUGCACCGCCGUGUCGGAGACACAUCCGAGACUAGAAAUGAGCGAGCGUGAAUCGCACAACUCGCGUCGUUGGCGAUUUGAAGGCGUUAACCAUUGCAUCGCACGCCCGAUAGGCAAGUGGUGGUGCGUUCAAAUGCGACACCUGCAGAGUAGUGCGUGAAUUGAUUGUGCGUGAAUUGAUUUUAAGUUCGUGUGCAUUUAAUGUAACGGCUCCUUGACCCCUGCGACAACGAGAGAUGCUACUUUUGCCACGGUUAAAAAUAAUCGAUCCUUGAAUCGAAUCGCGACACCCCCACCACCCCCUACCCCACCCACCUCGUCGUGACAAUCCAUUGAAUCCACAAAAGUGUUCACCGCGAUGCGCCGAGGAGCAGUCGCACGUGAAACUGGGUGAAACUAGCGCAACGGUCGUGGUUGUUUCUUCGACUCCGGGUCCCCGGCUUCACUUUGACGUGAAAAUAACCGCCACGCCGCAGCUGCCAGGGAAAAAUAAUCCGAUAGAAUACGCGAGAGAACAUGUACAUAUCUACACGCACACACACACGCACGCGUGAGUGAACGUUUUAAAUUGGGUCACUUGCAAAGGUCAUCCGAGCCACCGCACCACUAAUUCUGAAGGCCCAUUGUGGGAUGAAUGUUGCAGUUUGGUAGCAGCUGAUCUGAAGGUAUCCCAUGCAAACCUAAAGAUACCCCGCGAGAUGAGAUUACUCGUGCACAGGGGAAAGCAAGGCUAAUGGGAUUUGUGAUAACGUCUGCAUUUUGUUCGUCUCCAUCGGGAAAUAAAUGUUGGUUGCAUUGCAUUUCACUUCUUACGAGGCCACUCCCAAAAAUCCCAACGCUGGCUAUGAGUAAAUUAAAUCAUGGAUGUCCACCAAAACAUAUGAAUCUGAUAGCAAUAACAAAUGCAAUUGAACACAGUUGAAGAUUCUGAUGAAAUUGCUUCCAAAAUACAAAUGUGUUCAUUUGCGAUUUGUGGAAUUCCAUCGAGGGAAAGGGCCCUGGUUCUCCAGGACGAUGCUGAACUCUCUGGCAGUCAUAACCACGCGUUGGGAUGUUCUGUUUGCUGCAGCCCCGCUUCUCACUCCGGGACGGAUGCGGAUUUAAUAUUGGGGGCUGUUUCUGGGUGACGCACAGCACCAAAUUAGUGCGAAAUCCAAAUUUUCACCUUUAUCAGAAGCAGCGAUUAAGAACAUUUCUGGAAUUUGAGUGGUGCCCGAACCUGGAUUUUUGACCAGGAGUUUUAUGGCUCAGCAGUUAGGGGUGGGUUGGCGAGGGCUUCUCUCUGGAGGUGCCAAACAGAUGUGGGCAUGGGAUCUGCAGGGCAUGAAAGAGCAAUUUGGCUUGGUCUGGUCCGGUCUGCGUUUUACACAUUUUCACCCCCCCCCCACUCACAGGAGCCAACUUUCCACUGCACCGUGGACGUGUGGGAGUCACGGCGUGAAAGGCUUUGGGAUAUUGUCGCGUAUUUUAUAGAGAAACCGGCGUUUCGGGAACAACCUGCACGCCCCACGUGUGUCGAGGCCGCCGCCCUCGCUCUGCAGACUGCGCGAGGCCGAGGGAGCACGGAGGCCCCUUGUGCGUUCCCCGCGUUUUCUAACAGCGGACGGAGGAGGAACACGGCGAAGGCGGCGUCGCGCAGUAGUAACGGCUGCCCUGCGGAUAAUGACCCGAUGUCAAGUGUGUGUGUGGAAUUAUACGAAACACUGACCCAUGUAUUUAUAUAUAAAAAAGGCUCAAUUGAAGUCA